Ostrinia furnacalis (Asian corn borer) is the source of this 1527-nucleotide messenger RNA. RefSeq names its product mediator complex subunit 18 (gene MED18). Lineage: Eukaryota; Metazoa; Arthropoda; Insecta; Lepidoptera; Crambidae. The record is from RefSeq and is a predicted model, not a curated record. The transcript has 5 exons. Gene Ontology annotation, molecular function: transcription coregulator activity. Gene Ontology annotation, biological process: termination of RNA polymerase II transcription; regulation of transcription by RNA polymerase II. Bases 128 to 799 code for a protein of 223 amino acids. Gene Ontology annotation, cellular component: core mediator complex; mediator complex.
UAGUCUUUGCUUUAGUCUAUGACUGUGUUUGCUGCAAGUGUUUCUCGUUUUCUUUCUAUGUUUGUUGUUGUUUCUAUUUUCGUCUAAGGUUUUUGGUUGUAAUAGUCCUCUGAUAUUCUGACUUACAAUGGCAGCUGCAAAUGCUGCACCCAUUACUGCUACGGACAGCCUGUCACAGGCAUUGAAGGCCAACAUCAUACCCAACCAAGAAUAUUUACUACAGGGUUCCGUGCUAGAUUCAGCAGUAGAAGUAUUACUUCAUCGUCUUCGAGGACUCUGUGACAAUGUAGAUGCUGGUCCAGAGACUUUCGAUGAUCAAGAAAUUUGCUUUAGCCUGCGGGAUCCUAAUGGACAGGCUGCACCUCUAAUGUUGCGUGUCCGCAAGGCUCUUGAUGCUCGUGACAUGCCCUAUCAACUUCGAUAUAUCGGACAACCUGAUCUUGGUGACAAGAACAGACCAACAGUUGUACGUUCAAGCCUGGACAUUGCUUGCAGUGGCAUGCUGAUUGAAUUUCUGAAUGAACUGGGUUGUAGAGUGGAAUUUGAAUACAGUGUCAAAGGAUAUAUGUUCCGAAAGGGGCGUAUGAAAAUUACUGUUGCUAAGGUUUUCAAAACAUCUCAGAGCUCAAUGCCUCCUGAACCCAUUUCACAAAGCUACCUGGUAGAAUUAUCUGUCCUGGCUCCUCAAGGGCAAGAUGCAAUCGGUGAAGACAUGCGUGCGUUUGCUGACCAACUACGUCCCCUGGUGCAACUAGACAAGAUUGAUUACAAGCGACUCGGGCACAUGACAGUCACAUAGCCCAUGUUCCUUACUUAGGCUGUCUUCGCAUCACAAUCAGAGGUGUGUUAUGAAGACAACCUUAGUACUGCAUGACUAAAGUAAGUGCAACUUACUUUUUUUUAUCAGUCAUUUAUUAUCUAAGAAAUAUUGUACUGAAUUUACCUUCAUUAUUAUUAUAAAAUAUAAACUUAGUGUAUAUCUUUCCGAAAUGAAAGUUUAAGUACUUACCAUAAUAAGUUUAUGACAAAUUAUGCCAUUUAAUUAAAAUAAGUCUUUAAAUGUUAGAAAAUAACAGAUUGUGUUAGAAGUAUGAAAAAAGUUUAGCAUUUGAAGUAAGUAUUCAGCAACAUUAUUUUACAAAACUUUAAAUUUGUUGCUGUAUUACUAACUUAUCUUAGACUGACAAAAACCCACUAAGUAAGUACUUGUGUGUCAGAUUUUCAUUUGUUGCAAAAAAAUUUUUCAUUGAUUUAUGUAUCACUUUAAAAUACACUGGCUCUCAAUUGAUCAAUUAUGAUUAUAAUUAGAUCAGCCAGUUAUAGAUAACUAAUUAAAUAUUAAGUUUCUUUUUAGUAUAAUAGGAUAAUUGACAUAUUCAUUCAUUUACGAAUAGAAUAAGUAGCAUUUUCUUAGUGAAAGAAAUAUAAAAAAAAAUGAAACAUGUUUCCGUUUUGGAACUUUCUUUGUUUAUCUAACUACAAUCGGAUUUUAAGUUGUCUAAAGGAUAUGAAAUGUUACAAAUACAU